AUGGCCGACGGCAGCGCCUCCGCCUCGCUGCCCUCUGUUUCUCCGCACCACCAGUACCACCGCAACGCCAUCAAGUCCUCAGUGCACAAUACAGCUGCUAAUCGCAGGAGGGAGCAGGCUCUUGUGAUAGGGAAGGAAAGAAGGGAAGCCUUGAUGCGUGCAAAGCGAGUAUGUCGAGCUGCUCUUUCCGGCAGUGAUGAGGCUGCAGCAGAAGACGGUGACAUGGUUAUUGACGAGGGGAAAGCAGAUCUUGAGGCUAGAACGACUCAGGCUGUUGAGGAACUGAAAUCUGCUUUGUCAAGCCAGGGAAAAGGGGCACAGAAGAGGAAGACAGAGGUGCUUCAUGCUUUAAGGCGUUUGUUGUCCCAGUCUGAAGUACCUCCAGUUGAUGCAGCAAUUAAAGCUGGAGCAGUCCCUCUGUUAGUGCAGUAUCUGUUGUUUGGAUCAUCAGAUGAACAAUUGCUAGAGGCAGCUUGGUGCCUUACAAACAUAGCGGCAGGGGAACCUGAGGAAACUAAAUCCUUACUUCCUGCUCUACCAUUGCUCAUUGCUCACCUUGGUGAGAAGAGCACCACACUUGUCGCGGAACAAUGUGCAUGGGCCAUCGGUAAUGUUGCUGGUGAAGGAGCAGAGCUGAGAAGCACAUUACUUGCUCAAGGGCCUGAUUCCAAGGCUGCGAAUGAGCUUAUUGGCAUCGAUGGUGUACUGAAUGCAAUAACACGGAACUUGGAAAAAGCGGAUGAAGAACUUGCAACUGAAGUGGCAUGGGUAGUGGUCUAUCUUUCAGCACUUUCAGAAAAAGCUACCAGCCUAAUAGUAAGAAGUUCUGUGCCACAGUUGCUGAUCGGGCGGCUUCUAGCAUCUGAAAACUUGCAGUUGCUCAUUCCGGUACUUCGCGGUUUAGGAAAUCUUGUAGCUGGUGAUGGUUACAUGGUUGAUUCAGUCCUAAUUGUUGGAAACAGUGUCACAGAUCAAGCCUUAUCAAGUCUUAUCAAGUGUUUGAAGAGCGACAAUAGGGUUCUCAAGAAGGAGGCAUCAUGGGCCAUGUCAAAUAUAGCAGCGGGCAGUUUCGAGCAUAAGAAACUGAUAUUUGCUAGUGAGGCGACUCCUUUGCUGAUGCACCUCCUCAGGACUGCACAAUUUGACAUCCGCAGGGAAGCAGCAUACACCCUGGGCAAUCUGUGUGUUGUCCCAGCAGGCAGUGGUAACCCCCCAAACAUAAUCAUUGAACAUUUAGUUGCCAUCGUAGAUGGUGGAGCCCUUCCAGGAUUUAUAAAUUUGGUGAGGUCAGCUGAUAUAGAGAGUGCGAGACUUGGGCUUCAGUUCCUGGAACUGGUGAUGAGAGGAUACCCUAACAGUCAGGGUCCAAAGCUCGUGGAGGCAGAGGACGGCAUCGAGGCUAUGGAGAGGUUCCAGUUCCAUGAGAACGAGGUGAUGAGGAAUAUGGCCAACGGUUUGGUUGACAAAUACUUUGGCGAAGACUAUGGUCUCGAGUGA
Miscanthus lutarioriparius is the source of this 1497-nucleotide messenger RNA. The record is from the annotation of a GenBank genome assembly. NCBI's taxonomy places the organism in Eukaryota, Viridiplantae, Streptophyta, Magnoliopsida, Poales, Poaceae.